Molecule: messenger RNA, 819 nt
Organism: Epinephelus moara (kelp grouper)
Lineage: Eukaryota; Metazoa; Chordata; Actinopteri; Perciformes; Serranidae
Product: tumor necrosis factor ligand superfamily member 15-like
Exons: 4
Coding region: 1-819 (272 amino acids)
Biological process (GO): immune response
Cellular component (GO): membrane
Molecular function (GO): tumor necrosis factor receptor binding
Source: RefSeq, a predicted model, not a curated record
AUGUGCUAUCGGUACACAGCUUUUAUGAGCAGCCAGUUCACAGACACUAUGACAGAGAUCAGACUGGCGGCCAUGGGACAGAGCCUCUUUGGGCACACUGUGCAAGCUCAAGCUGCCUGUGGGGAUGCAGUGACAGAUAUUGGCCAGGACGAGUGUGUGCUCAUUCUCAUCAACCACUGUCGGGACAUGAAGCAACAGGAAACGCGGCUCAGACUUACCACUCUGCUCCUGCUCCUCAGCUGUACAGCACUGUACAUUUUUACCCUCUGUACUGAUUUGGGGAAACGUGAAAACUCUGGAUCUGGUGCACAAGAGAGUGCAGCUGAGCAAAGUCCAGCCUAUUCCAAGCAAGUCAGAGAGUGCCCUGCAGAUCCUGAAAAAGACUUCCAAAGACUGCACAUUGAUCUCAGGUCUUCAGGGCCUGCAUAUAACAACACUGGGACUGGAUGCAACAAGAUUCAUGGCAUCAAAUGGAGUGCCAGCCUUGGUGAAGAAUACCUCAAAGAUAACAGUGCCAUUGUGAUUCCCAAGGAAGGCUACUAUUUUGUCUAUGUGAGGAUUGCUUUAGGCUGCCACGAUGAUGAUGGAUCUGUAAACUUCAGGAGGUUCUAUGCGGAGCUGUACAGCUGGAAUAUAGCUUACAACCAGUCUUUACACCUGAUGGAUGCCCGCGAUGGUAUCGUGUGUACCUCACAGCAGUUCAGGAGCGUGUUUAUGGGGCAACUUUUUCACUUGUUGAAAGGAGAUCAUUUGAGAGUGUGCGUUGAGGAGGGCUACAAACUGAUUACAAAAUCAUCAUUUGGUGCAUAUCUCACAUAG